CGCCUGACCUUUGUCCCUCUGCCCCACAGGUGCCAGUGUCUGAGUCUCUCGGUGUAUGUGUGGUAACAACAUGUCUGUCCCCCUCCUCGCUGAUGCAGUGACUGUCUCAGGGGCAGAGCGGGAGACUGCCGCGGUCAUUUUUUUACAUGGCCUUGGAGACACAGGACACAGUUGGGCUGAAGCGCUCUCCUCCAUCCGCCUCCCCUACGUGAAGUACAUUUGCCCUCAUGCACCCCGGAUCCCAGUAACCCUCAACAUGAAGAUGGUCAUGCCUUCCUGGUUUGACCUGAUGGGCUUGACUCCAGAUGCACCUGAAGAUGAAGCUGGAAUCAAGAAGGCUGCAGAGAGCAUUAAAGCAAUUAUCGAGCACGAGAUGAAAAAUGGAAUCCCACCCAACCGAAUCAUCCUGGGAGGCUUCUCACAGGGCGGUGCCUUGUCACUGUACACGGCUCUCACCUGCCAGCACCAGCUGGCUGGCAUCGUGGCGCUCAGCUGCUGGCUCCCGCUGCACAAGGCCUUCCCACAGGCAGCGAGUAACGGUGUGAACAAGGACAUUGCCAUCCUGCAGUGUCAUGGGGAGAUGGAUCCUAUGAUCCCUGUCCGCUUCGGGGCCCUCACUGCUGAGAAGCUGAAAUCAGUUGUCACCCCUGCCAAGGUCCAGUUCAAAACCUACCCUGGUGUGAUGCACAAUUCCUGUCCUCAGGAGAUGAUGGCGGUGAAGGAGUUCAUUGAGAAGCUGCUGCCCCGGAUUUAAGGAGAGCCAGUUGAGACUGUCGCAGGGAAGGAUGCCGAGGUUGCAGCUGCCAAUCUUUGCCCUGUGACCCGUCUGCUGCAAACGGAAGCCAUGGCACCCACCCUUGCCUCCCACCACAGUCUGGCCCCCGCCUCUUCCCAUCUCCUUGCGCUGCCUCCUCUCUGCUGGGGGUGCCCUGCCCCCCUGCUGCUCUCAGAGUUGAGUCGGAGCUCUCUAAGGCGAGCCUUGAGAUGCCUUUUCUCUCACUCUGAGCAGUUUCCAUGGGGACCACCAUUCCCUCAAUUUCCCAUUCAGGCACUGCAGUGUGUGGGGCUGGCGUGGGGCAAGCCAGUUGUUUUUGUUCUUUGUUUCUUCCGUAACAGUGUUAGGGGUGGGACAUGCCUGGUGCAACAGGAGGAAGGAGUGGGGCGGGCACAGGACAGGGCCUCAUAGCUGCUCUCGGCCUCUACUCAGGCGACUCACGGGUUUUCAGUCAGAGCUCAGGAACCCGGGACUCUCCUGCAGAUGCCUCAAGGGCCGGGGAGAGGCUCUGCUCUGGGUUGGUACUGUCAAAGGCUGCCCCAACCCCAGGGGCUGGCAGAGCGACAGCUGUGCAGCUUCCACACCUCUGCAUGGGGCUGUGGCCCCUGCCCUGUCGCACACGCACACUCCCAUGGGCUAGCAGCAGCUCUGUCCUACAGAUAAUCACCUCCUUCGUCCUCCUCCUGUCUUUGCUUUUACAAUCUCCUCUUCAGCUCUGGUUGGGGGCCCAGAGGGGUCUCACCCUCCAUCAGCCCAGCUCUGCAUCCAGGUGCUGCUGUUUACAGCUGGCUGCUUAGCACUUCUGCCACAAAGCCUGCCCUGUGCUGGAUGGGUCCUUAAUGUCUCUUGCUGCUACUUCUCCUUCCCUUUGGACCUGGGCUGGCUCAGGGAGGUGGGGAGUGGGAUGAGGCAUCCUGGCCCUGGCUGACAUGGUUGGAGGCAACAGGUUGGCUCCCAGUCGUUAUCUCACCAGCAUCUGAUGCCUGGGAGCUGCUGUGCUGGUUCUGCGGGGCAGCAUGGGGUCUCUAUGCUGCCUGGGUCUGGGUGAAGGGUGGAGGCCAUGUUGGCCUUUCAGUGUACAAUCACAGGCUGGCCAGGACUGGCACCGUGCCCCUCACCCAGCUGGCUGCAGCUGAGGCUGUGCCUCUCCCUGGCCUGGAAGAGCACAGCCCAGAGCUGCUCCCUACACCCCAGUCACCUCCUUCACCUGCCGCAGGUGGGCUCCCGUCACCCUCUCCCCUCCUGCAAGGCUACGGGCAGAGGCUGUUGAGCAGUGCUGCCCUUCUCACCUCCCUGGGCUGAGCCCGCAGUACUGCUGGGCCUGCUGGGCUGGAGCUGUCAUUGUCUUCUUUAAAAAAAACAAAACAAAAAACCCCAAACCAACCUGUCUGGGCCACGGGGUGCGGCUCCUUCCCCUGUGUACUGCCUCUGUGGGUCUGUUCUGUUCUCGCCCUGCACAGCCCCGCUUGGUGCCUGCAGCUGUGCCCAGGGGCUGUGUGGGGCAGAGGAAACCUCGUUGCAGUCCUGGGGAUGUGCAAAGCAAUAACCCGCUUACUGGAGAGUCGGGUCUGUGAGACCCAUCCUUGGUUUUUUGGGUUGUGUUGGGCUUUCUGUUUUUUUCCUUUAGAAAGUCUUAAACCAGCAAACACACUGCUGGCAUGAGGGGAGCCCAGCUCUUCCCCUUGCUUGGGGUUAUGUCCCGCUGUUUCUUCUGCUUGGUGUGUUUAAAACUGCUGCAGCCUGUCCCCCCUGCUCUCGACAAGAGGAGGGGUGUGAGGCUCGGGGGUAGGCAGCCCAAUCUCAGCUGUGAACUGGAACUGGGUGCAUGGUGGGGCCAGCAGGGGCUGCGGACCCGUGGCUAUCCUCAGGCACGGCUCUCUAGUGCAUUCCCUGCUCCCAGGGAGCAGCACAUCCUAAGCUGGGGCCGUGCUGAGGAUCCAGGGAAGGAGAAUGGCUUCUCUCCAUUCCUCAAAACACCUUUUUGUUGUUAGGGUUUUUUGUUUUUUUCCUUUUUUUCCCCUUCUUCUUUUCCCCUCUAUUUUGUCUUCCUUGUCUGGGGUCUCUUUGUGUGUGUGUGGUCCACAGAGUCAGAUACAAGGUAAAUAAAUCAUAAACCUCUCCCAGCUGA
This is a messenger RNA of Meleagris gallopavo (turkey), 2903 nucleotides long. The record is from RefSeq and is a predicted model, not a curated record. NCBI's taxonomy places the organism in Eukaryota, Metazoa, Chordata, Aves, Galliformes, Phasianidae.